This is a messenger RNA of Diprion similis, 1441 nucleotides long. RefSeq names its product activating transcription factor of chaperone (gene crc). Gene Ontology annotation, cellular component: nucleus. Gene Ontology annotation, molecular function: DNA-binding transcription activator activity, RNA polymerase II-specific; RNA polymerase II transcription regulatory region sequence-specific DNA binding. NCBI's taxonomy places the organism in Eukaryota, Metazoa, Arthropoda, Insecta, Hymenoptera, Diprionidae. Bases 253 to 1374 code for a protein of 373 amino acids. The record is from RefSeq and is a predicted model, not a curated record. The transcript is spliced from 3 exons. Gene Ontology annotation, biological process: regulation of transcription by RNA polymerase II.
ACUCAUCGUUCGUAGAAAUCAGUCAUUCUCCAUCCAUGAAACCAGAAAAGAGGACAUCGUUACUAUUUGCUCUAUUAAAAAAGGGGUGAAGAUGAGUUUCUAGUCGGUAAACGACUUUGCACACGCAAGUGUGCCAUCACAUCAUAAUAACCAUGGGGGCCGAAAUGGCGUUCGAUAAAAGCGACGUCGCUAAGACGACUCAAAUACCUUAUAACAAUCCAAGCAUAUCUUUUGAUCGGAAAAAUACCAACAAUGUCUACCGAUCAAUAUCCGAAAAUCUGGGUAUGGAAGGCGGAGCCUGUAUCACCGGCUUCACCCGAUUCCCGUGCUUCACCCAUUGAAACUUCUACCUUUGACAUUGACAAUGAUUGGCUGAGCUUUGAUAGCAAUGAAAAUCUCGGCAACAAUGGGGAACAGGUUAUGUACGAGGAGGAAGCGGAGGAGGCAGACGAGCAAACAUCACGAGCGCAAGUGGCUGCUAAACUUUUAGAACAACUGGAAGAAUUUAUCAAAGAAGAACCCUCUGCUGACUGGCUUGAAGAGAAAACUGAUAUACCAAUAUUCGAAGAACUAUCACCUUUGGACUACGGGAUCAGCCAACCCAUUCUAUCAUCAGGUUCAAUAAAAUUGCAAACGCAGCUACAGCAACAGGAAACAACUCGAACUCUACUCCAAGAAUUUGAAAGUGUACUGGGUGAUGUAGAGGCCUGUUACCAAGCUCCUGUCACGGCAUUGACUCCACCACAGUCACCGCCUGCUAAAUUCUACGACACAACAAAUGCUAAAAUACUGAUAUCUCUAUCACCAGCAUUUCAAACUGAGGGCGUUUCUGUAGUAAAACCUGAGGAUCAAUUUCAAGAAAUUCCAUCCUUACCGAAUGUCGCACCUUUGUCGCAAUGGGGUGCCGAGAACAUCUCUCUUGAACCGCUGGGGGACGUCGCAAGCGAAUUGGCAGCAGUCGAUGAAAUAGUUCGCUCAUGUGCUAAGAAUAUAUCAUCAUCAAGUCUAUCCACUAGCUCUGACACGAGUUGUGUAUCUUUUGAGGAGGAUUCCAAUGACGAUCCAUUAUGGACACCCGAAGCUACACCUACUACCAUGUCAACACCUGUUGUGUCGAAGAAUCGUUAUCGCAAACCUUACUCCCGUCCAUCGUCAGACGAUAGGAAGGUCCGCAAAAAAGAGCAGAAUAAGAAUGCAGCAACUCGUUACAGACAGAAGAAAAAACAAGAAAUAAAAGAGAUCGUGGGGGAGGUACAGGAGCUGACUAAUUACAAUGAGAAACUGCAGGGCCAAGUUGGUGAUCUUCAGCGGGAAAUUCGUUGCCUCAAGGGGCUGAUGAGGGACCUAUUCAAAGCCAAGGGUCUCAUGAAAUAAUUUCUUCAAUCAGUCUCGUAUCCGAUCGUUGUCUUUUACAUACAACCACACACGCACACACACAAAC